UACAUACAUGCAUGCACUUGACCACUUUAUUUCCUACCAUUGAUGGAGAGACAGGGCUGAAUUGUGCCUGGCCAGUCAAAUAAAGGAGAUUUAAUUCUCUGUGACUGCCCCACUCGCACUCCCAUUCUGAUUUGAAAAGAUUUGCGAGCGUUUCACUCCUUCUUCUUCCUUUUUGUCCACCAUCUCCCACCACCAAAACUGAUCUCCAUCCCUUCCCCUACCGCUGUGUUCUUUGCUAUAAGAACAACCGUCAAAGCGCUGAGGAAGUAGUGACUGAGAGAUUAUUAUCACUUUUAACACACAAACACUAACUAUAUAAUUCAUCACAAAUAAACCCGCAUUCAUCAUGUCUACCAAAAAGAACAUCGAUGGUGAAGAAGUUCUGGAAGGUUACCGCGGUAAUCUAACAAAAGAUCAACAAAAAUCACUUCGAGAAAUUUACAAGCGAUUGUUUGAACUUUAUGAUCAAAAUAAAGGUCGUUCAGACGAAUUAGAAAAGCUUGGAGGUCCAGCAGCAGCAGCAAAAAAUAAACCAAAAAAGGACGAUGGCAAAGGAAAGAAAGGAGAUGAGGCAGGCAAAGAUAUUCCAAAGGACGAUAAAGCCAAAGAAGAAGCCAAGAAACAAGAAGAAUUACGUGAUUUACGUGAUAUGAUGGAUACCUUUGGUGGUCCUUACCUUCGUCGUGGUCUUUGGGAAUUCGUCAAACAUGAUCAUCCAGACGCAGGAAUCUUGCGUUUCUUGCGUGCACGUAAGUGGGACUUAGAUCGUGCCUUGGCAAUGUUGGCAGCCGCUUUGAAAUUCCGUUUUGAAAUGGACGUCGAAGGUAUCAUUCGCAAGGGUGAAGCUGGAAUGGCCGAUGAGCCAGGUUUCUUGAAUCAAUUCAGACGUGGUAUCUCGUACAUCAAAGGUAACAGUGAUGCUCCAGGUGAAUAUCCAAUCUACUUUAUUCACGUAGCCCGUCACUUUACCAACGCUCAAAAGCACGAAACCCUUCAAAAGUUCGUCUUGCUUGCCAUGGAGAAUGCUCGUCAAUUGACCACGCCUCCAUAUGAAAAGGCUAUUGUCGUUUUCGAUAUGCAAGGUUUCGGUUUGAAGAAUAUGGACUGGCAAUGCGUCUUAUUCUUGGUCAAAUGUUUGGAAGCUUAUUACCCCGAAUCCCUCCAACGUAUUUACGUUCAUUCCGCUCCUUGGAUUUUCAAGGGUAUUUGGCAAGUUUUGCAACCGAUGUUGGAUCCCGUUGUGCGUGAUAAGAUCAAAUUCAGUAGUAAAGCUGCUGAUUUGAAAGAUUACGCAUCCACCGCCAAAUUACGUAAAGGAAUGGGCGGUACAAUGGACUGGGAUUGGGACUAUAUUGAACCUGAUCCACAGGAGAAUGACCUGCAAAAAGACACCGAAACGGUGGAAGCCAUGCAAAAAGAAUACGACGACUUGGCAACCAAAUUCGAAGAAACUACACGUGAGUGGAUCAAAGCAGGUGAUUCAGACGAUGAUGCACCUGAUUUGACAUUCAAACGUGAAGUGAUCGCCAAACAAUUGCGUUUGACAAGCUUGCGUAUGAACAGAUAUUGCCGUGCACGUAACGUUUAUCAACGUGCUGGUAUUCUAAAAGAUACUGGUAGAUUCGAAUGGGAUUACCCACAACAAGACGGUGAAACAAUUCAUCAGACCAUCAAUGAUCGUCACGAUAUCCUUGCUCUACGUAAGUGGCUGCAAGAACAUGAUGAAGAUACUCUUGAUGACUCAGUCUCGGGUAAAAAGGGUUACUGUGGUCCAGAAGCAGAACCGCUCAACCCUGUCGGAGGUCAACCAAAUGCUGGGGGUGGCGCAAAAGGCGGUCAAGAAUCUCAACAACAAUCCAAGCCUCAACGCAGCAAGAGCGAACGCAAGCCUGUUGCUGAAGGUGCUGCCGCUGGAGGCGCAGCUGGCGGAGCUUUGGGUGCCUUUGGUGCAUUGAAGAGUAAGGCCAAGGGUAAGUCUGAUGACAAUGAGCAAAGCGAAGAAAAGUCUCAAUCGCAGCAAGAACAACAACCACGUUCGCCUACACAAGAAAAGCCAGAAAGACCACCUCCACGUCAAGCAUCCAUCUCACAAAGUCAAUCACAACAAAAGAAUGGCUCUGCAGAAGGCGAAAAGGAAGAAGAACCAAAGACGUACACUGGUGCUGCCAUUGGUGCGAUUAGCGGUGCUGCUGCCGCUGCUGGUGGAGCUGCUGCAGGAGCUUACGCCUAUGUUCGUGGUGGUGAAAAUGGUGAAGAACAACAAAAUGGUCACCAAGAUGAGCACAACGAGGAAAACUAUGACGAUGAAGACUACAACGAGGAUGAUGACGAUGAUGCAGAAUCCAAUUACAGUGACGAAUCAAUCACUCCUGAUACAAAGGUCGAUCUCUCUUUCAUCGGUGAUAAGCCACCUACUGCCGCUCAAGUGAAGCUUUCGGAUGAAGAAUGCAGACGUGACUUGGGCACCGUUCGUGAAGCCAUGUCUCUUUUCUUGAACUCCAAGAUGCGUGAAGCAGAAGAAUUGUGCUUGGAAGGUGCAGAUGUUCGAUUGUACAAGGCUGUCGGAAUGGCUUUGAUCAAUGCUGUCAAGUCCAUCAUGACUUUCGAGCCAACGGAUUUCGAAACUGCAAUCGCAUGUUGCAAGCACGGAAUGCAAUUGGCAAGCUUGUUGCGUAAGAAAGUCGGUACCGUUGGUAAGCUCGUUGGUCAAUCUAAAGAAAAGACUUUCAAGACCAUGACUCUGGUUCAACAACAUGCAGAAUUGGUCUACACUGAAUCUAUGUUGCUCAAAGCAGUUUUGGGUAUCUUUUACGCUGGUGACAGUUUGGCAUUCGUCAAGCAUGCUUUCAGCUUGCGUAAUGCCUACUUUUCCAUGCGUGAAUUGAUGAAAUUCGUCGAAUAUUGCGAUGGUGAAGCAGAAGAAGCUCAAAUUCAUAACCGCCAAGCCAAGGUAACAAUCGAUCAAGAUUUCCGUUCAGGUGUUUACUUUUCUAAUGGGAUGUGCUCGUUGAUUUUGAGCUUGUUGCCAGCCAAGGCCCUCAAGAUGAUGGAAGGAUUAGGAUUCACUGGAGACCGUAGAUACUCUUUGGAUCUCUUCUCACGUGCAGGUGGAUGGAACAAGAGCAGACCUUUGCCAAGCGUUUCAGCAGAUGAAGAAGGUGUUCGUCGUCCAUUGUGCGAUUUGGGUAUCUUGACUUAUCAUUUAGUCAUCUCAAGCUAUGUGCCGGUAACGGAUGUGGACUUUGAAUAUGCCGACAAGGUUUUGAGUUGGAACUUGGUCAGAUUCCCCAACGGAAUCUUCUUCCUCUACAUGUCAGCCCGUCUUUAUGCCGCACAAGCAUUGCCCGAAAAGGCAAUCGAAUACUUCAGAAACGCAAUCGAAUCGCAAAGUGUUUACAAGCAAUUGCAUCACUUGUGCUUCUGGGAUUUGAGUUUGACUUAUUUGGCCACUUGCGACUUUGCUCGUGCAUAUGAAUGCUAUGAUGUUCUCUCCAGAGAAUCCAACUGGUCAAAGGCAAUUUACCAAUACGCCAAAGCAAUCAUGUUGUACGAAACUGGAAUGGACGAACGUGCCAAGUCUGCAACAAUCAUGCGUACCGUACCUAAACUAACCAAAAAGAUUGCCGGUCGUCAAAUUCCAUUCGAACGAUUCGUCAUGCUCAAAGCAAAGAAGUACAUUGCCAACAACAACAGAUUACCAUUGGCCGCUUUGGAAUUCUCGUACAUUUGGCACUGUAUGGCACAAACGCCUGUGUUCUUGUUGGUGGAGAAUACGUUGACAAGAAUUGAUGAGUUUAUUGACGAAUUGGAAUCUUAUCAUGACCCCAAGGCUUAUGGAACAGGAGAGAAUGAAUACUGGAGCGCAUACUGCUUGGCAUUCUUCUUGCGUGGUGUUGCACUUCGAUUCGUUGCUUAUCCUGAACCACAUACGCUCGUCAGAUUGCCUUCUGAUGAUGCAAUCGGACCAAUCGAAGAGAUUACUGCUGAUGCAAAACAAUCGUUCGCAAAGGUGUUUGAAAAUGGUCAUAGAUUGGACGAAGUUGAUCGUUAUUUGGUUUAUUUCUCUCAUUAUGAAAACGGACGAUUGUUAUCAUGCAUGGGCAAAGAAGAAAUGGCCAAGAAGGAAUUCAAAGCAGUCAUGUCUGGAAAGGCAUUGGAGGCCAAAGGCAAGAAGGGCGUUUCAGGUGGAAAAGCUUCUUAUCUUUUGUCAAAUAUGUGUCAAGUUCGUACACAUGCUGCUUUGGAGACUAUGAGAAUCACAAAGAAUCGUUCGGGAAGCUUCUUCUCCAAUUCAAGUAGUUCGUUUGCCGGUGGAAACACUUUGGGUUCCAUGAACAGUUCAAGUAGAACAUCUUAUGCUUCAAGUGCUCAAUCUCAAGGUCGUGCAGGAAGUGCGGCAACCCGUUCUACCAGCGUUAGCAGUCGUGCAAGUCAAGUCAACAAUAAUACCAAAGCUGCCGGCUCUCGCGCAAGUGUUGUGACUGCCAAUUCACAACCUACAAGUUAUGCUUAGAAGGAGGGUAUUGACGGACCUUCUUGCUUUGCUAUGAUCAUGCUCUUCAUUGUAUAUAAUUCGGAUUUUGCUCUUUUUUUUCUCUCUCUCUUUCUCUAUAUGCUAUUGUGGACCGCG
Messenger RNA from Meira miltonrushii, 4630 nucleotides. RefSeq lists its product as uncharacterized. Gene Ontology annotation, molecular function: protein binding. NCBI's taxonomy places the organism in Eukaryota, Fungi, Basidiomycota, Exobasidiomycetes, Exobasidiales, Brachybasidiaceae. Gene Ontology annotation, cellular component: mitochondrial outer membrane; nucleus; cytosol. The transcript has a single exon. Bases 347 to 4513 code for a protein of 1388 amino acids. The record is from RefSeq and is a predicted model, not a curated record.